UGUUCCAUAGGCGUAAUUUUAUCUACAAUAUAUAGAAAAGACAAGAAGAUAACAAUUCUAUAUGUAAUAUAAUAUGCGUCAGUCGAGAGAUUUAUGCACUGAAUUCCCCAGUAAUAUAUAAAUAUACAUAUACAGGAUAGUAGUUUAAUUUCUAAAUUAAGACAGUGACUGACUGACUGACUGACUGGUUUCAACAUAGCACUUUACACAGAUGUGCACUAGUUCGAGUCGCCACACUUCACUUAGCACACAAAGCAAGAAAGGGAAGUAAAAAGAAAUGCAAAACAGAGCUAUUAGGCAAGGCGAAUAGUAAUACAGAAGAACGAUAUAGUUUCAUUGGGUAUUAUAAGUCACACAAAAUGGAUACCUCUGUGCCAUCACUAAGAACGAUUUCGACCCAUAUCAACAAUUGUCUCCAGCCUUCAUUGGUGUUAACCAUCUUGAGGACCCAAAACAGGAAGUCGACACCAUCCUACAUGACUGACUUAAACUAACUGUUGUGGAUUUGAUUGACUGAUGAAGCCAUGUUUUGGUUUGAUCACCACUAACCAGCUCUUUUCCAGCCUGACCAAUCCUAUGCCAGCUAACAUUGCCCGUCGAGGACGGCGAUCGAUGGUUAGGCAUGUGUAACACAUGUCUCUAUCACAUGUCCUAAGCAUCUCAACAGGUCAUAGAUAUAGUUAACUCACCAUAUCAACAAAUCGCGAAGUGGCUAGCUGAUAUCCUCGAACCAGUUAAAAGACAUAUGACAAAAUAUAGCCUCAGAGAUACAUUUGACUUCAUCGACUCAGUGAAGAAUGUCAACGUGUCUGAAAGACAAAUGAUCUCAUUAGAUGUCGCCUCUCUAUUCACAAGUAUCCCCCUAACCGAAACAAUAUGCUUCAUUUGUGAGUACAUCGAAACCAACAACCUAGAAGUUCCUCUCCUCAUAAACUACCUGAAGGAACUUCUCAGAUGUACGUCCAAUAUCCAGUUCAAAUUCAAUGAGCAGUUCAAAGUACAGAAAGAUGGAGUAGCCAUGGGAUCUCCUCUUGGUCCACUCCUAGCCGACUGUUUCAUGGCGAGUCUCGAAAACAACAUCUUUGAUCCCUUGAUAUGUCAACUGCACUUAUACAAGAGAUAUGUAGAUGAUACGUUUAUAAUCUGUGAUGAAAAAUGUGAUUUAGAUUCCCUCCUCAAAACCUUCAACGCAGAGCAUUCAUCAAUAAGAUUCACCUUAGAACGCGAAUCGAACAACUCAAUUCCAUUCCUCGAUGUACUACACACCAGAAGACACAACUGUACGAUCCAAAGGUCGAUAUACCGCAAGCCAACAUGGACUGGACACUUUAUCAACUUCCAGAACUUUGUUCCACUGAUCCGAAAGAGAAACCUGGAACGUACAUUGUGUUCAAGGAUUAGAAAAAUCUGCUCGGAAGACAUGGUAGAGAAAGCAUUAAAUUUAUUACGUGAAACCCUACUAGAGAAUGGGUAUCCACCAAGAUUUAUCGAAAAAAACAUGAAGGAAAAGCCUCCGGUAUCAAACAUCACAACGGUUCCUAAGAAGACUCUCCUCAUGAACCUAGCAUUCAAAGAUGAUAUCGCAGCGGAAAUUCUCAGAAACCGCCUUUCUAAAAGUCUGAAGAAGACAUUUCCAACAGCCACUCUACGCAUCACAUUUUCCUGCAAACAGUUAAUCCAGUCUAACGCUAAGGACAAGAUACCGCUUUUCACCACUUCAAUGUGUAUUUAUCAAUUUACUUGCUCGUGUGGAGCAAAGUAUAUCGGCCGUACGCAACGUCAAGUCCACAAACGUAUUCUGGAACACUGCCCAGCUUGGGUUUAGCCAGAGGAGAAAAGAAGAAUAGCAACAGCUCUAUCCUCGAACACUGUCAUCUCCGGACAUCGAGCACCCCCACAUGAAUGCUUCACAGUUGCACUUUUAGCAUUACGUAAUCAGAUGAAAAAGAGGUGAAAAUAUCCAGUUAUCAGGGCAUAGAAAGACUGAUAACUGUUUCGUUCUGAACGCACAAAUUAGGUUUCAGGCGCUUGAUGGAGAUGGCUUCAGCAAACUUGAAGAGAAUCGAACUCUUUUACC
Messenger RNA from Trichobilharzia regenti, 2077 nucleotides. NCBI's taxonomy places the organism in Eukaryota, Metazoa, Platyhelminthes, Trematoda, Strigeidida, Schistosomatidae. The record is from the annotation of a GenBank genome assembly.